ACGAAAAGCAUUAUAAACCUUGGCCUUUUGUUUGAAGGUUGGUGAGACUGCAAAAUCGGAACGCGCAUCCCAGAGUGAGGAAAAGAGUUGUUUCUACGGGUUUCGCGAGUCAAGUGUGGGGUCAGAAUUCAUAAGAGAAAAAACCUGAAUCAGCAAAUCAAAUCCAAAACCGGUUAUCGGAAUCGAAGUUCAAAGAUUACCAAAUCUGUGACUGCUAAUCAAAGCAGUGAGCCAAAGCUGCGAAUUCAAACUUGGUUGCAUGCGAAGAGCCCGAAAUAUGAGACCAAACAUAGUUUCUGAGGCAGGGUUGCCUACUAGGAUGAAUCAAUGGUGGGAAAACAUUCCAUUUCUCACUUCUGCAGUGGUGGUUGUCUGUGGAGUCAUUUACUUGGUUUGUCUUUUGGUUGGAUACGAUUCCUUUGCUGAGGUUUGCUUCUUGCCAUCUGCUGUUGUGUCACGGUUUCAAGUUUACAGGUUUUAUACUUCCAUUAUCUUCCAUGGUUCACUGCUUCAUGUUCUCUUCAACAUGAUGGCUUUAGUUCCCUUGGGGUCUGAGCUGGAGAGGAUCAUGGGCUCAGUUCGCUUGCUAUAUGUCAUUAUUUUGUUGGCUACAAGCAAUGCCAUAUUCCACGUGCUCAUAGCACUGCUGGUGGCACACAAUCCUGUUCUUACAUAUGAUUACCUCAUGAAUGAGUGUGCCAUAGGCUUCUCAGGAGUUCUAUUUUCAAUGAUUGUUAUAGAGACAAGCUUGAGUGGAGUUCAAUCCAGGAGUGUUUUUGGAUUGUUUAAUGUGCCUGCCAAGUGGUAUGCAUUCUUUUUGUUGGUAGUAUUCCAGCUUCUCAUGCAAAAUGUUUCACUACUUGGGCACCUUUGUGGCAUUUUAUCUGGGUUUGCAUAUACAUAUGGAUUGUUUAAUUUCCUCAUACCUGGAACCACUUUUUAUUCUUCUAUUGAAUCCUCGUCUUGGCUUUCAUCAUGUGUGAGACGUCCAAAAUUUAUCGUUUGCACGGGUGGAAAUCCUUCGGGUUAUAUUCCUACACAUACAAACCAAAAUUCAACAGGUGGCUUGCUUUCUGGAAAUAUUUGGAGGAACCUGUCUUCAUUGAUGCCUCAAAGGGAAGUGUCUACUCAGUCAACUGAGGACAGUAGGUUCCCUGGGAGGGGAAGGACCCUUGGUUCUGGUCAAGAUCAAGCUCCUUCUCAUCUUCAUUCAGAUUCAAAUCUUCAAGAAAGACUUUUGGAGGAUAGUAGUCCCAAUAAUCCUUUAGUUUCAUCCACUCCUAGUAACACUCAUCAGUUAUCAGAAGGAAGGCAUUCAGCUGUUAAUGUAGCUACAACGACUGCUGUUCCACAGCAUCAGGGUGCAGUCGUUUCGGAAGAAGGGAUUAAAAAACUCGUAUCAAUGGGCUUUGACAGGACGCAAGUGGAAGUGGCGCUUGCAGCUGCUGAUGGUAAUAUCAAUGUUGCAGUGGAAAUACUCAUGAGCCAGCAGAGUUGAAAAGAAAACUUCUGUUGGAUUCUCGUAGAGACUUCCCUGACACUGUUAGUUGAGUGUGUCGCUGCACUUUGUUCAAUUACCGUCUGUUUAAUCUUUGGAACCUACCUACCACUAACAGUUCCUUGACACCUCAUAACCAUGCAAACUCCAAUUAGCAGAAUUGAACAUAUGUAAAUUAUACAAGCAAUAUUCAGGAAUAUUUUGUUUAAUUGAAAAAAUUAAAAUAGAUGGUUGUGCUUU
Vigna umbellata (rice bean) is the source of this 1738-nucleotide messenger RNA. RefSeq names its product RHOMBOID-like protein 15 (gene RBL15). Lineage: Eukaryota; Viridiplantae; Streptophyta; Magnoliopsida; Fabales; Fabaceae. Gene Ontology annotation, molecular function: protein binding; serine-type endopeptidase activity. The record is from RefSeq and is a predicted model, not a curated record. Gene Ontology annotation, cellular component: membrane.